UCUGUCUUAUGAGCUGUUGUGGGAUGACUUUGCACUGAAGUUUUCAGUUCCUGCAUCUGGUGGCACAAAUGAAAUGUUGUGACACUACUAUAUGCCUUUCUUCACAUGAGACAAAACUUGAAAUAUUUUGAUAAAAUGAGAUGCUUGCGGAAACGAUCAGCAGUGUCAUUCUUAGGAGUCCUUGUCGUUUGCUUGCUGUUCAUGAACUUGUACAUUGAAGAUGGUUAUGUUUUGGAAGGGGACAAGCAAUUAAUCAGAGAAACAGCCACGCACCAGCUCAACCCAGAGCGCUAUGUUCACACUUUUAAAGAUUUGUCUAAUUUCUCAGGAUCUAUAAACAUUUCCUAUCGCUACCUAGCUGGCACGCCUUUGCCAAGGAAAAGGUAUCUUACAAUUGGGCUAUCCUCUGUGAAAAGGAAAAAGGGAAACUACUUGCUUGAGACCAUCAAGUCCAUAUUUGAGCAGUCAAGUUAUGAGGAACUCAAAGAAAUCGCAGUGGUAGUGCAGCUAGCAGAUUUUGACUCAGCCUGGUGUGACGGGAUGGUCCAGGAUAUUUCACAGAAAUUUGCACAUCACAUAAUUGCAGGCAGAUUAAUAGUUAUUCACGUCCCUGAGGAGUAUUAUCCUGUACUGGAUGGCCUCAAGAGAAAUUACAAUGACCCAGAGGACCGUGUGAAGUUUCGAUCCAAACAAAAUGUAGAUUAUGCUUUCCUUCUUAACUUUUGUGCUAAUCUUUCUGAUUAUUAUGUGAUGCUAGAAGAUGACGUUCGCUGCUCAAAGAACUUUUUGACUGCUGUUAAGAAAGUAAUUACCUCACGAGAAGGAUCCUACUGGGUGACUUUGGAAUUCUCCAAACUGGGUUACAUUGGAAAGCUUUACCAUUCCCAUGACCUCCCACGCCUGGCCCAUUUUUUGUUGAUGUUUUACCAAGAAAUGCCUUGUGAUUGGCUGCUCAUCCACUUUCGUGGGCUGUUAGCUCAAAAGGAAGUGAUACGUUUUAAGCCAUCUCUGUUCCAGCACAUGGGAUACUACUCAUCUUACAAAGGAGCUGAAAACAAGCUAAAGGAUGAUGAUUUUGAAGAGGAAUCAUUUGAUAUCCCUGACAACCCACCUGCAAACUUGCACACCAACAUGAAUGUAUUUGAAAACUAUGAGGCAAGCAAGGCUUACAGCAGCAUUGAUGAGUACUUCUGGGGCAAAGCUCCUUCUACUGGAGACUUCUAUGGGAUUGUAUUUGAAAAACCCAUUAGAAUCAGUAAAAUUAAAGUUGUCACUGGAACUGAAGACCGGCAAAAUGACAUUUUGCAUCACGGGGCCCUGGAAGUAGGAGAAAAGAUUGUAGGGAGUAAAAAAGGGAGACAAUGUACUACUUACUUGAGACUAGGGGAAUUCAAAAAUGGGAAUUUUGAAAUAACAGAUGUAGAGCACAAAGUUCUGUUUGAUAUUAACUGCAUGAGAAUACUUGUUACCAAAAGUCAAAAAGAAUGGCUGAUCAUUAGGAGCAUUAGCGUCUGGACUUCACAAACACCAAAUCAAUAA
Nipponia nippon (crested ibis) is the source of this 1539-nucleotide messenger RNA. RefSeq names its product MGAT4 family member C (gene MGAT4C). Gene Ontology annotation, biological process: protein N-linked glycosylation. The record is from RefSeq and is a predicted model, not a curated record. Gene Ontology annotation, molecular function: acetylglucosaminyltransferase activity. Lineage: Eukaryota; Metazoa; Chordata; Aves; Pelecaniformes; Threskiornithidae.